AGCCAAAGACUGACAUCAGCCUGCCACGUGCUAAGCUGCUGGGGGCAAAGGAGGUCAAGGAAAGAAAAAAGAUCCUGAGGGAGAACCCAGAAAGAGCAGCACGGCUCCGGACUGUGCUCAUCCCCCUCGAUGAAGUCAGAGCUGAGUGGGAGAAGACCAGUGGCCCGUUCCACAAGCAGCGCGUGGCAGAGCACUGCGGGAUAUUUCGUGACUUGUUCAAGGGAGCCACGUUCACUCCCUGGGUUACCUUGAGGGUGGAGUAUAGCCAAGAAGACGAGGACCUUGUGCCAGUCUACUACGGGAACAUGGUGACUCCAUCAGAGGCUUCCAGCCCUCCUGCAGUGUCAUAUGAGGCAGAUAAAGGCUCACUCUGGACUUUGUUGCUCACAAAUCCAGAUGGACAUUUGAGAGACACGGAUUCGGAGUACCUCCACUGGCUGGUGACAAACAUCCCAGGCAGCGACAUCAAGUCGGGUAAGGAGAUCUGCCAUUACUUGCCCCCCUUCCCUGCCAUGGGAACUGGCUACCAUCGCUUCGUCUUCCUCCUCUUCAAGCAAGACUGCCCCAUAGAUUUCAGCGAGGAUGUUCGACCGACACCGUGCCACAGCCUCAAGAUGCGAACCUUCAGCACAUUUGACUUCUACAGAAAGCACGAGGAUGCGAUGACCCCGGCAGGGCUGGCGUUUUUCCAGUGUCAGUGGGACAGCUCCGUUACUUGGGUCUUCCAUCAGCUCCUCAAUAUGAGAGAGCCUGUGUUUGAGUUCGUGCGGCCGCCCGUUUACCACCCACCGCAGGUAAAGUUCCCACGCCAGCAGCCUCUGAGAUACCUGGACAGAUACCGAGACACCGAGGAGCCCACCUAUGGCAUUUAUUAGGGGCCUGGCCCCCUCUCGAGGCGCUCAGGUGUGUGCUGGGAUGCUGGCCAGGCAGGUGGGGCUGCCGGCUGCCCUGCAUUCCCAGCGCUUUGCAGCUGGGAGCAUCUGUGCCU
Molecule: messenger RNA, 988 nt
Organism: Pterocles gutturalis (yellow-throated sandgrouse)
Lineage: Eukaryota; Metazoa; Chordata; Aves; Pterocliformes; Pteroclidae
Gene: MRPL38
Product: mitochondrial ribosomal protein L38
Cellular component (GO): mitochondrial large ribosomal subunit
Source: RefSeq, a predicted model, not a curated record